Melitaea cinxia (Glanville fritillary) is the source of this 3093-nucleotide messenger RNA. RefSeq lists its product as uncharacterized. The record is from RefSeq and is a predicted model, not a curated record. The coding region runs from base 1 to 3093 and encodes 1030 amino acids. Lineage: Eukaryota; Metazoa; Arthropoda; Insecta; Lepidoptera; Nymphalidae. Gene Ontology annotation, molecular function: aspartic-type endopeptidase activity. The transcript is spliced from 4 exons. Gene Ontology annotation, biological process: proteolysis.
AUGGCUAAGUCCAUACUUGAUAGGCAAAAUAAUCUUGAGACCGAGCGACGAAACUCAAUCGCUGUUGAGGCUCAGUGUUCUCACGACCAUCAGGAUCUAGGGUUUAAAUUACCUCAAAUUCAAAUAUCUAAAUUUGAUGGUGCAUAUUUCCGCUGGCUUGAAUUUCGUGAUACCUUUGAAAAUUUAAUUCACAACAAUGAUCGUAUAAAAGCUAUACACAAAUUUCAUUAUCUUAUAUCCUAUCUGGAAGGGGAUGCAGCCCGGAUUAUAUCCAACCUGGAAGUGUCUUCGGUUAACUAUGCGAAUGCCUGGCAGCUUCUCGGAGAUCGUUAUAAUAACAAAAGAUUAUUAAUUAAUCAUCACUUAAGUUCUUUGUUUAAUAUACAAGCUCACACCCGAGAGUCUGAAAGGUCUUUACGCUUUUUGGUUGAUCAUGUCACUAAAAACUUACGUGCCUUGGCUAGCUUAGGCCAGCCGACUGAUAGAUGGGAUAUCUUGAUAAUUUUUAUGUUGUCCUCUAAGCUUGACAGCCGGACUCUGAUGAAGUGGGAGGAGUACCGUAACACUCUCGAUGAUGUCCCGACUUUGGAUCAAUUUCAUAAAUUUUUAAUUGAUCGUGCUGAUGUCUUAGAGGCACUUAAUCGUAAUAAAUAUGAUAAUAAUGUUAAACACUUACCAGUGAUCUCACGGCCAGCGCCCUCUGCACCUACCUCUAGUAAUAACAGUAACAAUAAUCAUAAACGAAAUAAUACAAAAUCAUUUGUAGGUAUUAAUCAAAAAACAAAAGGCUCUUUAAAUUCAAAUCAAGUCAAGUCAUUCACUUCUGUGUGUAUUAUAUGCAGCGAAAAUCAUAAAGUUUUUGAAUGUCCUAUCUUUAUUAAAAAGGGCAUCCAAGAGAGGUUAGCAGACGUGACCAAAUACAAAUUGUGUGCCAAUUGUCUCAGGCAAGGUCACCCAGUAAGCGAGUGCCGCUUCGGUCCGUGCCGAGAGUGUAAGCAAAAACACAAUAGUUUGUUGCAUGAAUCUAAACAGAGUGUUGUCAAUAAUUCAGUUGUUGUAAGCUCAGUCUCGUCUGCGGCUAAUGUUUCCAAUUUAGGGUCCAAUCAAGUACUUCUCUCCACGGCGGUUAUCGAAGUAGUGAACCCUAGCACUAAUGAAAAGGAAAAGGUCCGUGCCCUAUUAGAUUGUGGUAGCGAGUCCUCCUUUAUCACGAAAUCUUUAAAAGAAAGAUUGUCAUUAAAAUCAUACCCCAGUGACUGUCUAAAGGUCAUAGGUAUCGGUAAUAAUCACAACAAUAACAUAACUGAAAGCUGUAUCGCUCAAAUAAAUUCAUUAAAUGAUUCAUUUAAAGUUAAGUUAUCAUGCUUUGUUCUAAAGGAGCUUACAAGUAAUAUACCUAAAUGCGUAAUAGAUAUUAAAAAUCUUAAUAUUCCUAAAAAUUUACCAUUGGCAGAUCCUGAAUUUAAUCACCCGGCUUCAAUUGAAGUUUUAAUUGGAGCAGACAUUUUCUGGGACCUCUUGGGUAGUGAACACCACUCCUUGGGGCCUAAAAAUCCUCAUUUGCGAAAUUCACGGUUAGGCUGGUUAAUAUCAGGUCCAAUUAAUGUUCCCAAUAAACCAUUUCUUACCCCAAAGGAGCAAGAAUGCGAGAAACAUUUCAUGACUCACACUGUACGCUUGAGUAACGGCAGGUUUGAAGUCAAAUUGCCUUUAACCGAAUCUCCUGAUUGUCUCGGGGACUCGUAUAAUUUAGCGAAAAAACGUUUCUUAAAUUUAGAACGCAAAUUCAAGCGUAAUCCGGCGUUAAAGUCUAAAUAUUCGGAAUUUAUUCGUGAAUAUGCCGAGUUAGGGCAUCUCAGUGAGUCAGCAAUUUUAAAACCUACCCCAGGUUAUUUUUUAUGUCACCACGCCGUGUUUAAAAAUAGCGAAUCCACUGCACUCCGCGUUGUAUUCGACGGUUCCGCUGCCUCCUCCACCGGAGUUUCCUUAAACGACAUUUUAAUGACUGGGCCAAAUGUUCAGGAUUCUCUCUUCUCCAUACUCGUGAGAGCAAGGCAGUACCGGUUUAUCUUGUCUGGCGACAUCGAAAAGAUGUACCGCCAGGUUCAAGUGAAUACUGAAGACCGGGACUUGCAACUUGUUAUUUGGAGAGGAGAUGAGUCCGAGCCCCUUAGAACGCUACGAUUAAAUACUCUGACUUACGGCACCGCAAGCGCGAGUUAUUUAAGCACUCGAUGCCUGUCGCAGCUCGGGGAGGAGCAGCACGAUCCGCUCAUAAAAACUAUAAUACAAAAGGAUUUUUAUGUAGACGACCUUAUUACAGGAUCUAAUGACGAAAACGAACUGCGGUACAUACAAAGGUCAGUCGCGGAGGCUUUGAGAUUAGGAUGUUUUAACUUACGAAAAUAUAAGAGUAACUUACCUACUUUGUUCGUGGACUCAAGCAUAAACAUCCAUGAACAUUUAACUAUAAGUUUGAUUAGCCCUUGCAUAGUAAAAGCUAAAAUUCUUUUACAAAAAUCGUGGAAAGAAAAACUUGACUGGGACGAACCAGUCCCAGAUAUCAUUAAAGAAGAGUGGAAUAGUUUUGCUGACAACUUACCUUUUAUUCAAGGUUUAAAUAUAACCAGGCCAGUUAUAUGUGACUCCCCUACAUCAAUUGAAAUGCAUGUUUUCAGCGACGCCUCACAAGUCGCCUACGGCAGUUGCGUUUAUAUGAGGUCUGUUGCUGCAAACGGUGACGUCACUGUAAAACUUUUAUGCAGUAAGUCUAAAAUCUCACCUGUGAAGCCCACGACGAUAGUACGUCUCGAGCUCUGUGCCGCACUGCUGGCUGCGAGGCUCAGCAGAGCUGUACUGGACUCGCUGCGCUACAAACCUGAUCGCGUGCUUUACUGGUCUGACUCGAGCAUAGUUCUGGCUUGGCUGAAAAAUAAUAUUACACAGUUAAAAUCAUUUGUGGCAAAUCGUAUCACAGAAAUAUUAGAAAUUACUUACCCAUCAACCUGGCGUCAAGGAACGAGUGUGGCCUAUAAAUGGAAGGCGACUCGCUCGGCGCACGGUAGAAAACUGCACGCGCUGCCGACGCGUUAG